Antrostomus carolinensis (chuck-will's-widow) is the source of this 1436-nucleotide messenger RNA. RefSeq names its product lamin-L(III). Gene Ontology annotation, molecular function: structural constituent of cytoskeleton. Lineage: Eukaryota; Metazoa; Chordata; Aves; Caprimulgiformes; Caprimulgidae. Gene Ontology annotation, cellular component: nuclear lamina; nuclear envelope. Gene Ontology annotation, biological process: nuclear envelope organization; heterochromatin formation; nuclear migration. The record is from RefSeq and is a predicted model, not a curated record. The transcript has 10 exons. The annotation marks the transcript as partial.
CUGCAACUGAUGAGUGUGAAACUUUCACUUGUAGGAAUUCAAAAAAAGAAGCUGAUUUAAACCUGGCACAGGCUCGUAUGAGAGACCUCGAUGCUCAGCUGAACGCGAAGGAAGCUGACUUGGCAACAGCUUUGAAUGAGAACCGAACUUUGGAGAAGGACCUUCGUGAAUUAAAGGAUCAAGUAGUCUCUCUGCAGCUGUCACUGGAAGAUACUAAAAAGCAUCUCCACAGUGAAAUGUUGAGGAGGGUGGACCUGGAAAAUCAUAUGAAAACUUUGCAGGAACAAAUGAUGUUCCAGAAGCGCCUUCAUGAAGAUGAGCUCAAGGAGACAAAAAAAGCCCAUGAGAGCAGGAUAACAGAAAUAGAAUCUGGCCGUCAGAGAGAAUUUGAGAGUAAGCUCUCGGAUGCUCUGCAGGGGCUCAGAAAAGAACAUGAAGAACAAAUUCAAGGAUACAAAGAGGAGCUGGAGCGAACAUUCAAUGCAAAAAUGGAGAAUGCCCAGAUAACUGCAGCAAGACAAAGUGAAUUUGCCACUGCUGCUCAGGAGGAGCUGAUGGAAACAAAGCUGAAAGUUGAUACUCUGACAUCUCAAGUUAAUCAGUAUCAAAGCCAGAAUGCUGCUUUGGAGACCAAAAUAAGGGAGCUACAGGAGAAGCUGGAUUAUGAUCGUGACCUUCAUCGAAGGCGUAUUGCUGAAAAAGAGAGAGAAAUGGCACAAGCUCAGGAGCAGGCACAAGCACAGCUGGAAGAAUAUGAGCAUCUCUUAGAUGUGAAACUGGCUCUAGAUCUGGAAAUAAAUGCCUACAGAACAAUGCUGGAAGGAGAGGAACAGAGGCUAAAGCUGUCACCCAGUCCAUCUUCACACAGCACUGCAACUCAAGGAACAAGUGAAGGGCGACGGUUCCUGUAUGGGAAGAAAAGGAAAAUGAAAGAAGCCAGAAAGAGAAGGCAUAGUGCUGGAUUUAAGACUGUUCAGCAUGCUGUUUCAUCUGGAAAUGUAUCUAUUGAAGAAAUUGAUGCAGAUGGGAAAUUUGUCAGGCUUAAAAACAACUCCAGUGAGGAUCAACCACUACAUGGAUGGGUGUUAAGAAGACAUCUUGGCAGUGUGUCGGAUGUAACAUACAAAUUUCCUUCACUGUUCACUCUUGAGGCGGGCCAAGUAGUUACAAUCUGGGGUGCAGCUGCUGGUGUAAGACCUGGUCCUAGUGAUCUGGUCUGGAAGUCUCAGAAGUCUUGGGGAACUGGGGAUAAUAUUGGUGUUACACUCAUCACAGAUGAAGGUGAGGAACUUGCAGAGAGGAAGAUAAUUCAUAUACCUAGAGGAGAAGAAAGUGGUGAGGAAGAUGAUGAUUAUGAAGAAAUACCUGGAAGUGAAAUGGAGCUUCCAUCUCAGACCAAAAGAAGAAGAAAAAAGAAAUGUUGUUUGGUUUCAUGA